AGGAAAGCAGAGGAAACGUAAUGAGGUUCUUGUUCCAGUGCCCUUGUUGCUCAUGUUUCUACUUUAUGAAGCCUAAUAAGGGGCAACCUAAGGUGAAGGAUGCCAAAGAAGUGAAGGGAGCAAAGGAAGAAAAGGCAGAAAAAGCAGAGUGAGAGUGGAAUCCCAUUUGGCCUUUUACUUUUCUGCAGCUCAAGUUAUAGUAAUUGUCUGUAGAGCGUCUUGGCUGAGUUUAUAUGAAUUUCUGGCUUGUUAUCCUUCAUGUAGGGCAAAUCACUGAUAAUAAGAUUGUUGUUUUGUC
This is a messenger RNA of Rubroshorea leprosula, 298 nucleotides long. NCBI's taxonomy places the organism in Eukaryota, Viridiplantae, Streptophyta, Magnoliopsida, Malvales, Dipterocarpaceae. The record is from the annotation of a GenBank genome assembly.